Molecule: messenger RNA, 413 nt
Organism: Paramecium sonneborni
Lineage: Eukaryota; Ciliophora; Oligohymenophorea; Peniculida; Parameciidae
Source: the annotation of a GenBank genome assembly
UUUUAAUUUAUUAAUACAAAUGUUAAAUAAUGGGAAGACAAUCAAUAUAGAUGAUUAAACAAAACAUAGGUUGAGUAGUCAAUGCAAAGAUAAUUUUUUAUAAUUUAUAAUGCUUUAGAAAGCAGGAAAGUAAGGAGAUUUAAAGAUGUUAAAUCAUUUGAAAACAAUAUACCCAAAAGAAUUAAAGGCAAAGAUUUUGAAAUAAAGUUCUAAUAUUGAUUAUUUAAAACAUUAAGAAUAAAGUGAGAAGAUUUUAAGACAAUAGGCAAAGUUUAUCUUAACAAGUAGAAAAAUGAAUAGUUAGACUGAUAGACCUAGAAGCAGAUUAGAUGAAUUAAUAAAAAAACCAUUUAACAUAUCUGCUAAAUGUCUUUUGACAAGUGUAGACAGAUUUAAUAUUUGAGUACUAAUAA